Paramormyrops kingsleyae is the source of this 3006-nucleotide messenger RNA. It is a transcript of the gene dus1l, whose product is annotated as dihydrouridine synthase 1-like (S. cerevisiae). Gene Ontology annotation, molecular function: tRNA dihydrouridine synthase activity; flavin adenine dinucleotide binding. The record is from RefSeq and is a predicted model, not a curated record. Gene Ontology annotation, biological process: tRNA processing. Lineage: Eukaryota; Metazoa; Chordata; Actinopteri; Osteoglossiformes; Mormyridae.
GCGAAACCCGAAGUGUAAUACAUGUAACACCAAUCGAGCUGUGACUGACGCCGAGGUGGUUCGCGCACCCGGCGGACGCCUGGUUACGAGUGCAAGCCAGCUGUGAGAUCUGCUUUCAUCAUGAAUAAGCUGCAAGGGUUUGAGUUCUGGAAGAUUACCCUGAAGGGGGCACGUUACGUGGUGGCCCCGAUGGUGGAUCAGAGCGAGCUGGCUUGGAGGCUCCUGAGCCGCAGACACGGCGCCCAGGUCUGCUACACCCCCAUGCUGCACGCGCAGGUCUUUGUGCGGGACGGCAACUACCGGCGCGAGAACCUGUAUGCUGAGGUUUGCGCAGAGGACCGGCCCUUGAUUGCACAGUUUUGUGCGAAUGACCCAGAAAUGUUCAUCAAGGCUGCACUCCUGGCUCAGGACUACUGCGAUGCCAUCGACCUCAACCUGGGCUGCCCUCAGAUGAUCGCAAAGCGAGGUCAUUACGGUGCCUUCUUGCAAGAAGAGUGGAGUCUUCUGGAGAAGAUGGUGUCACUGGCCAAUGACAAGAUUUCAGUACCCAUCACGUGCAAGAUCAGAGUGUUCCCGGAAAUUGAGAAAACCGUGCAGUACGCCAAGAUGCUGGAGAAGGCCGGGUGCCAGCUGCUUACCGUCCAUGGCCGGACCAAGGAGCAGAAAGGGGCCAUGACAGGCGUCGCGAGCUGGGAGCACAUUACUGCUGUCCGGAAGGCCGUCAGCAUCCCCGUCUUUGCCAACGGCAACAUCCAGCACCUGAGCGACGUGCAGCGCUGCAUGGAAGAAACGGGUGUGCAGGGCGUCAUGAGCGCAGAAGGUAACCUUCACAACCCAGCCCUGUUCGAGGGCCACAGCCCGCCCGUGUGGGAGAUGGCAGAGGAGUACCUGGAGGUGGUCCGGCAGUACCCCUGCUCCCUGUCCUUCGUCCGUGCCCACCUCUUCAAGCUGUGGCACCAUACUUUGCAGAUCCACACGGACCUGCGGGAGGAGCUGGCCAAGGUGCGGACGCUGGAGGGGAUGGCCGAGCUGAACGCGCAGCUGAAGCGGCGCUGCCAGGAGGAAAUGGCUCGUCAGGAAGCUGGGGAGGACCACGGCAGCCUGCCCUUCCCGCACUGGAUAUGCCAGCCCUACGUCCGGCCAGCCCCGAAGGGUCCUGGCAGUGAGAACGGGCAGCCCGGCUCUCAGCCGAAGGCAGUGUGUGUGAAGAGGGCCCUGGCGGAUGCUGAUGCCCCCCCAGAGUACCUCUCCAGAAACAAGCAGAAGAAGAAGGCGCGCAACCCCAACAAGAACUUCAGCAUGGAGCAGAAACCCAAAUACAUCAAAUGCGAGCAGUGCGGAAACCCCAAGGGCAGUAAGUGUGUCUUCAACCUGUGUCGGGGGUGCUGUAAGAAGGCGGCGUUCAAGGCUACAGCUGAUUGUCCAGGCCAUGGGUUGUUGUUUAAGACCAAGUUUGAGAAAGCUCAGCGACAGAAGGCCAGCGAGCCCAACAGACAGGCCAACGGGGAGUCCGUCACGCAGACGUGCCCCACAUUGCCCCCAGCCUCACCCGAGCAGCCCAGCAGAGACCCUGUGGCCUGAGGGCGCCCCCCCCUAAGGACAUGUGAGCCACCACACACCCCUGAGGGGUGCUGAACAGGGAGAGCUGUCCCCAGACAGAGGGAAAGGAGCGUGACAGUCAGGUUCUGCUGAGGAUGACGCGUCGAUGACGUACGUUUGACAGGACAUCAGUAUGGCUGCUUCUGUCACCAUUUUUUUUUUUUGCCCAUUCAGCUGAAUCAUUUCAGCCAAAGGCAAGUUGGCUCAACUCCUUGCUAUUACAGAUGGUACUUCAUGGUCAAAAAAUUGGCCACUUCUUCUAAACAAAAUGUACUUCACCUCAGUUUUAUCCCUAAAAAAGCAAAUUGAAUAUGACAAAUUGGAGGCUAUUCUAGUAUCUGGCUUUUGUUCUGGGGUUUGCUAAAUGAUGUUGGGGAGGGUCAUUCUUACGGCACAUUAGCCGGAAGCAAACACCUGACAUAUUAUAAGCUUCACUCCAAAAAAAGCAUAAGUAUGUAUCGCAGAAGACUUCAUUUUGAACAAAAUCUUGGUAAAAAUCUUUGGAAAUUUUGUAGGAUUUCAAAAGAUCUGUGCUUUUCCCUGAUAGGAAACACUCCCUUCAAACUACACUGUGAACACGAAGGAAAACUGGAUUGUGAGCUUCUUAGAAUGUUCCGGUGAUUGGGAAAGUCACAUAGAAAAGCAAUUCACAGCUAAAGCCAAAUGGACAGCCAAUUGCACAUUUUAAAAACCAUUUAAUUUGUUUUUUUUCCAGUUAAGCUAGCAAUAAAAAAUUAAGGAAAUAGACUUUCAUACAAUGGAUGUGGUUACGUGUGCUAUUGUGGAUUGCUAUAGUAACACAAAUCAGUUGCUGGGAAACUUAGUUGUUUAGUUGUUCUGACAGCUUUUCUAUCACGUCUUGUCAGAUCCAGUCCGUUUUUUUAUUGCAGGAAGUUUGACAUUUGCAGCUUCUUAUUGAAAGAUUGCAACUGUUUUAAUGCAUUUAUUGCCAAGUUAGCACAUCCUGAAUGUUUCACACGAACGUCACGUCAUGGAUGGUGUUGGCAAAGCUUUGGAACAAAAUCUACUUGCGGGGCUCCUUGUGUGUCAGGGGGUUUUACCACUUUUUACAGGAAUGUGUCCAACCGAGGCCUGUGGUUGAGGGGGCUUUACUGUAGGUAACAGUGUCUAGUUAAUACUGGGGCUCAGUGACAUGCAGUGCACUGCACUUGGUGGAUCGCACUGUGCAGUAGCUAAGCCGCUCUUUGCAGCAUCAGCCUGCGCCAUGGCUUAACUGACUGCGCCUUUAGCCUGUAAUUUAUGCAAGAAGAUGGUCCUCCAAGUGCAGGUUAAAUAAUGCCUGCCUCUGUUUUUAAUCCUGCUGGAUAUUUCUUACAGUAGUAUUUAUGGUCCUCAGGUUGUAGAAAUAUUUGUCCCUGUCGAUCGGAAUAAAAUUUUUGAAAGAAA